GUGUAGCUCAGCAGCGAAAGCUCAGUAGGGAAAGCUCUGGCGAUCUGGCGCAGCCGGACUGCCCCUCGCAUCAGGCAGCCAUCAAAUACUUUCCUACCGGGCGUGUGCGCCCACCAGGCUGACAAAACAUCUCGUGCUUCCCACCUUUAAAAUGCCAUGAGCAUUAACGCCUACUUCGCUAUAAUACUCCAACGGUACAUCGCAUCCCAGCCCCGAGAUAGAGCGACGCACCAGACACUCUGAGCUCUGUUGUCAGACCUCCGAGCCGUCAUGUCCUGCGAACGUCCUGCAACGACCCCUUCGUGGGCCGGACAAGAUGCGUCACAGGCCUCGCCCAGUACAACCAUCGACAUGGCAGUCAACUUCAUGCUACCCAAGGAGCAUCAGACCCAGGACGACUUCACAACCACGGCCAUGCACGACAUGGACGUCAACUGCGUCCAAACAGCCGCCAGCGAUAUGUGCCAGGGCGACGUCCUGAUCUUGCUCAACAUCCCUCAGCACAAGGCGAACAGGACCUGCAGUGGCGGGAGGUUUCCGCCUUCCUAUCGCCUCCGCUUCGCCUCGGGCAUCUUGCGCAACUGCGGAUUUGACUUGUUUCCUCGUCUAUUGGAUAACAAGAAGUACCAGGCCAGGAUCCGCGCGUCUCUGAUGGCCAAGGAGCCGGUUCCUGAGGGCAUCGAGUAUAUACUCGACCUCGGACCCUCCAGCGACGAUGACGUGCGCUCGUCUCACCUUGAGACCCUCACUCUGUCCAAGGGCCUGAUGCGCUGGUUUAGAACCGCCCUUGUGCCGCCCAGGAUCAACAAGGCCCUCGUCUCGGGUCACGAUGACAGAUGCGAGUGUGCCAUGAGCGACCACCCCUCGGCUUUUUCUCAAGAGAGACCGCCCGCCCGGCAGCUGCAUGGCUGCCUCUGGGAUGACCUGGGUGAUGAGCUUCGAUUCCGGAACACCAUGGAGGACUAUUGCGAGGUUCGCCACGCGGCCAACGUUAUCCGGUUGCUGAGGAGGAUACUGGGCGGCGGUGGGAUGUCAGGCGGCGGUGAGCUGAUCCUCGACUCGGCUCCCCGUGUCUUUACCAUUGCCGGCCUCGCCAAGCUGUUCGAGUUGAACUACUCGGAGCAGAGCACCUGGUUGCGUCGUGAUAUACGCGCCUGGUUUCUCACUGGGAUGAACAAAAGCAUCAUCGAGAUCCUCGCCGAGGAUGCCAUCGUCAUGGGAUAUCACGUAAAGAUCCCUGAAGUCACCCAUGCCGCCUACCGGAUUCUUGCGAGCGAGCACGCGCUGCAGAUCGAGAGUUCCUCGCCCCCGCCCCGCGGCGGUCACCUGACCUCCGUCUUUGGCCGUCCGCUUCGCGACAUCAACAACGAUGCGAUCCAGACGGCCAUCGAGCAUGGAGGCCGGGCUCUUGCCGAGCGCGUUCUCGGAACUGUGGCGCACCUCCGGUCGGACCAGGUUUUUGACUGGCUCGACCUCGGCGAGUGGCACAAGUUCAAGCUGCUCGAGACGAAGGCAAAGAGCUCGUUGGAAGCCGGGGCUAGGUCACAAAGCAUCGGAACCAUUCUAGAAGCCUGCGGGGCCUUGAAAGAGGCCUUGAUCGAGUUCGUUCGCGAGCGCGUCUUGGACGCGCUGUAUAUUCAGGAAAAUCUCAGUAGUAUCGAUUCGUACGCCCAAGGCAUGAACUGCUUCAUCGCGUCAUCCCAGCGCACCACCCCCGAAGGCACGCCGAGGACGUGGAGGUUCUCAUACAUGUGGAGUUAUGUUCUCAAUGACAACCAAAAGGCCUUGACCUCUGCCUUUUGGAGGCGCCUAGGAUCGAGGUGGCCAGCCGUUGUGCAUGCGUCGGCGGCCAGUCACAUCGAUUUCGUUCGACUUGCCAGAGAGCUCAACGAUGCCCUCAACGACUGGGGCUUCAACAUUACUGACUAUAUCCCCGAGUACUUCGACAUCGCCCGCUUGUUCAGACAGCUUGAGGACAAGAUGAGCAACCGCAUUUGUGCACAAAUGUGGGCCUCCAGCUCAGUCGAGGAUUAUUCGACCCAGGAGUACACAACCCAGCACAACUUCGCCAUCUCAUCCCACAUGCUCCUUGGGCUGAACGACGACGAGAUGCGCUUUUUGCCCCUUUGGGCCGGCGGCCUGAACGAUGGGAGCGGUGGCGUUUACGAUAUGGGCGAGGUUCCACCGCCCAUGUCCGGUCUCGGGCCCUCCGGGCCGGGCCCCAGCUUCCACACGGGCCAGACGGUAGGAACCGAGACAACGAACUCGACCGUCAGCGACCUCGGGCUCGGCGACAUGGACAUCCAGAGCUACACGACGGAAACGCAAACCUUCCAGGCCCACCGGGGCCCCUCCUCGGCCGUCCCAUCGAGCCGUGGUCCUGGCGCCUCGGAAGACAUGGACUUCGACGACGCCCGGUACGCCGAGCCCGCGGACCACCAGCCGGUCGGCCAGGCGAUCCAGCACACGGUCGAGGCUCUAGGUCAGAGCCCGAGGACCGGCGACCCGAACCCCCUGACAGGCGUCAAUUUGCGCUCUCUCGAUGACAGCGACAUGCAAUACAUCUUUGGGGGUGGCGACGACGACGAUGAGGGAGAGUACGGAUUCGACAGCGGCUCCGCCACGCCGACUGGAUCUGCGACGAACACGAUGGACGUUGACCGCAGCUCCGAGUCUGACUGGACCAUGACCUGACCGCUGCAAAUCGGGUGCGCCAAUUUUCUUUAUACGAGGGAGCCCAGUCCUCCUUUACUCUCCUUGCUUCGAUAUCAUACUAUCUCACUCUUACUGGCUAUUUCCUGGGCGUAAUCUGGAUGGGAAACUGGGAAACGACCUCGGGGCGGCCCACUUCCUUGAAAUUGUUGACUUCGGGUUUUCGCUAUUUCUUUUUCCUUUUUUCUUUUCACAUUGAAGCCACAAAGAACACGCGCGAUACCAUGAGGGGUUGUGCCCGCUAUCUUGCUGUAUCUGGGUUUUUUUGUCGGCUUGGGGGCCUGGUGUCUGCGCUGGCGAAGGAACGGUCCGCUGUCAUUGUUUGGAGUUUGUUCCGUACCUAGGGAGUCAUCUAGGUCUCCAUCGUCGCGCAGCUGUACAAAGUACUGAAGGGGGUGACCGACCGAGAUGGUAUGCCUCUCUAUUUCCUCAGGCAUGUAUUCAGUCGGAUGUCAGAUAACCCGUAGGCAUAAUUUGAUCCCAUGGGCGACUGCGACUCGGUGCCCAAGUGAGUUUGUUAUGUAGCGUGGUCUAGGCAAUACCUCAACUCGGCGG
Molecule: messenger RNA, 3267 nt
Organism: Gaeumannomyces tritici R3-111a-1
Lineage: Eukaryota; Fungi; Ascomycota; Sordariomycetes; Magnaporthales; Magnaporthaceae
Exons: 1
Coding region: 271-2694 (807 amino acids)
Source: RefSeq, a predicted model, not a curated record